AUGCUCCAAGAUAUCCAACUUUCCGCCCACAAUUUCUCGCAAUCUUCAGAGAUGUGGGGUUUUGUGGAACAAACACGUAGGCCGGCGUACUUCCACCGCAACACCAUACCGGAGACUUUGGGCCUGAUCUAUGGACAAUAUGGAAGGGAGAACUCGUCUCAUGCCAAGUGCAAGAAGAGACGCUCAUGGCCACCAUCGACUGAUGAGGACAUACCGGAGCGCGAGCCAGGAACAUCAGACGGUCUACACGCGAUGUUUCUGGAGGACGAGAUCGAAGCGGAACGGAACGGAACUGGCUGA
Phanerochaete carnosa HHB-10118-sp is the source of this 300-nucleotide messenger RNA. RefSeq lists its product as uncharacterized. The transcript has 4 exons. The record is from RefSeq and is a predicted model, not a curated record. Bases 1 to 300 code for a protein of 99 amino acids. Lineage: Eukaryota; Fungi; Basidiomycota; Agaricomycetes; Polyporales; Phanerochaetaceae.